GGUUUUUCUGAUUGAGGAAAAAAUCUACCGGGAGCCGGAAUCAGUUGGACUGGGAUCUCCUUUUUGAUCUCUGUUUUUUUCAAUUUGUUAUUUAACGAAAUAGUUAAUUAAUUAACUAAUUAAUUAAUUAGUUUGUCGCGGUCAUUAUCAAGAAGGAUGAGCAGCACCACCCCCACUGCCGCUGCGAUGAAGGAGGACGAACAAGAGUCGUUUGUUGUUGUUCGUCGAAAUAAGAAGAAGGGGAAGGCCGCCGAUGAGCAGGCACCUCCGCGCCUCGCUGGGCUGCCCUUCUCCACUUUCUCGCAAGCCCUUCGCGACCAAUUUUCAACCCUACAGGAGCCUCCAGUACGGGCUAAGUCAUCAUCGCCAACACCUCCCGCCACCCAGACGGACGUGAUUGUCGAAAGGUACAAGAAUUUAGAAAAACUACUUCGCGAAGCUCGAGAAUCGGGCGAUCUUUCACGUCUCUUUCGAAACAAGUUGGUCGUCGAUCCCACGUUGCAUAAGGAAUCUGAACCAAGUGAUGGCGACAGGGUGGCGUAUUCCCUCCGGUUGGCGACGAAACAGCAAAUUUGGGACAGGAUGUCCAGUGAUCUCUUAACCCAAGAAGAGAUUAUGGAAUUCUAUGGUAUUUUGGAAAAAUGGGCGGAUAAGACGCCGAAGCCGUUGAAUACGAAAUGGUUUCGCUGGGUGGAACGCGGCCUGAGGGACAGAGGGGUCCUCGUCUACGAAAAGUAUAUUGACUACGUGAGCUUUACCAAGGCAAAGGAGGAGAUGCACCCAAAAAUCAGGGAAUGGCUGACCACGACCAAGUUUAUGAGUCUGAUGAGUGAGUCAGAUGAUAAGAUAUUUCGUCGCUUGCCGAUCAUCCAUCUCUUCAAUUAUGUGAUGAAGAGGGUCUGGUUGAUUCAGACGAGGCUGGGGUUCAUUAACUAUGACCUCGACUGUCAAGGGUACCUGACCGAAGAGUGGAUGGAGUCCUACAUCCGUGAACUGCUCCCUACGCUUCAGCAACUCGAGGGGAUGGAAUCUGCUCUGGAACCGUUCUAUUUGUGCGCCGCAAGUCGAAAGUUUUUUUUCUUCCUGGAUCCCAGACAUAUUGGAAAGGUGCAAAUUGUAGCCAUCAUGUCGAGCAUGUUGCUCGAUGAGAUCUUGGAGUUGCGGGAUUCCGUUGUUCGGGACACUAACUGGUUCGGACUUUAUAGCCUGCUCCGUGUGUACAAGCACUACGUUUUACUAGACACGGAUGCCAAUGGGAUGUUGAGUCAGGAAGAGUUUCUUAAGUUCAAUUAUUCCUCUUGUGGGGCAUCGAUAUAUCUCACGGAAGCCUUUGCGGAUGCCUUAUUCUCGGAGAAGAUGACAUACCACGGUGAAAUGGAUUUUAGAGCCUAUAUCGACUUUGUGCUCGCGAUGGAGAACAAGAGCGAGGAGCAGGCGAUCAGUUACUUCGUCAAAGUUUUAGAUAUUCAUGGGAAGGGAUACCUCAAUUCGGGGGAUCUGCACUACUUCUAUAAGGACGUUUACAAAAUUUUGUCCGAGUCGAACCCAGAAGCUCCAAAAUUUGACGAUAUCAAGGAUGAGAUAUUCGAUAUGGUGAAGCCAGUGAAUCCGUUCCGGAUAACGGCGGCGGAUUUAUUCAAGUGUGGCAAAGGUGAUCUCGUUAUUGGCAUGCUUAUCGACGCCAAGAGCUUAGACGACUAUGAAAACCGAGAGUUUGUCGUGAAUCCGCAGUAGUUAAUUUGUCAAGACUCCGAAAAUACUCGAAGAAAAUCUUUAACCAAUUAUGAAAAAAGUACAAAAUAAUUCCGUCCCUACAUCAAACUGUGUUCGUCCGACUUAAUUAAUUGCUUUAAUUAAUCCAAAAACUUGCCUUACAAAUAAUGUUGUCGUCACAUUCAGUUCAUAGGUGGACUUUUUUUUUACUAGAUAUUUCAAAAUUCAUGU
Molecule: messenger RNA, 1944 nt
Organism: Folsomia candida
Lineage: Eukaryota; Metazoa; Arthropoda; Collembola; Entomobryomorpha; Isotomidae
Product: serine/threonine-protein phosphatase 2A regulatory subunit B'' subunit gamma
Exons: 10
Coding region: 157-1734 (525 amino acids)
Biological process (GO): cortical cytoskeleton organization; T cell homeostasis; microtubule cytoskeleton organization
Cellular component (GO): centrosome; spindle
Source: RefSeq, a predicted model, not a curated record